Molecule: messenger RNA, 1637 nt
Organism: Panicum virgatum (switchgrass)
Lineage: Eukaryota; Viridiplantae; Streptophyta; Magnoliopsida; Poales; Poaceae
Product: ferredoxin--NADP reductase, leaf isozyme 1, chloroplastic-like
Exons: 7
Coding region: 226-1302 (358 amino acids)
Molecular function (GO): oxidoreductase activity
Source: RefSeq, a predicted model, not a curated record
AACAAGAGGAAGCAGACAGAGAGAGAGAGAGGCGAGGCGAGGCGAGGCGACGGGCAGCACCACCACCACUUGCUCCUCAUCUCGUCUCUCUUCCACUCGCUCGCGAGCAAUCCUACCUACAAACUCUAAACCCAAUCCCCUCCCCUCCUCUCGCUCGUCUACCUUCCCCUCCAGCCCAUCUCACCGUACCGUACGUACCAGGUAGCAGCUAGCUAGGCGCAGGCCAUGGCCGCCGUGACCGCCUCUCUGUCGUCCUUCCCGGCCGCUGCCAAGGCGGCCGCUGCUUCGCCGUCCCCGUACACGUCAUGCACGUACCCGCGGCGCAGCGCCGCCCGGUCGGUGCGGGUGCGCGUUCAGGUGUCGACGACGGAGACCGCUGAGGCGGGGCCGGCGCCGGUGAAGACGGAGAAGAUCUCCAAGAAGCAGGACGAGGGUGUGGUGACCAACAAGUACAAGCCCAAGGAGCCCUUCGUGGGGAGGUGCCUGCUCAACACCAGGAUCACAGGAGACAAGGCGCCGGGGGAGACGUGGCACAUGGUCUUCAGCACAGAAGGCGAGAUCCCUUACAGAGAAGGGCAGUCCAUCGGCGUCAUCGCCGACGGCGUGGACAAGAACGGCAAGCCGCACAAGCUCAGGCUCUACUCCAUCGCCAGCAGCGCCCUCGGGGAUUUCGGCGACUCCAAGACCGUGUCGCUGUGCGUGAAGAGGCUCGUGUACACCAACGAUCAAGGAGAGGUCGUCAAAGGAGUCUGCUCCAACUACCUAUGUGACCUGAAGCCCGGCGCUGAGGUGAAGAUCACAGGGCCAGUCGGCAAGGAGAUGCUCAUGCCCAAAGACCCCAACGCAACAGUCAUUAUGCUGGCGACGGGUACCGGUAUCGCCCCCUUCCGCUCCUUCUUGUGGAAGAUGUUCUUCGAGAAGCACGACGACUACAAGUACAACGGCCUGGCCUGGCUGUUCUUGGGAGUCCCGACGAGCGACACCCUGCUGUACAAGGAGGAGCUGGAGAAGAUGAAGGAGAUGGCGCCGGACAACUUCCGGCUGGACUUCGCGGUGAGCCGGGAGCAGACGAACGCGGCGGGGGAGAAGAUGUAUAUCCAGACGCGGAUGGCCGAGUACAAGGAGGAGCUGUGGGAGCUGCUCAAGAAGGACAACACCUACGUCUACAUGUGCGGCCUCAAGGGGAUGGAGAAGGGCAUCGACGACAUCAUGGUCGACCUCGCAGCAAAGGACGGGAUCGACUGGAUUGAGUACAAGAAGCAGCUCAAGAAGGGCGAGCAAUGGAACGUCGAAGUCUACUAAUCCAUCGUCGAUUCUCACUAGCUAGUACAUACAGGCGCACGUCAGUACAUUAUAUCCAUCAUUUUGUUGUGCGAUAAAUUUGCCUGCCUGCCUGCCCCUGCCUGUGAUUUCCCUCAUGCUUGCAUGCUCUACUAGUAGCUUUUUAACUCAGCUUGCAUGCUGAAUUCAAACGUCCGAUCGAUUGUUGUACAUAUUUGUUUCAUGGUCGUCGAUCGAUCCAGACCUCAUGUAUUUAUUAUUUAUUAUUUAUUAUUAUAUAGGUAUAUAUAUUUUGUUGUUAUUUUCUUUUCAAGAUCACAUCAAAAUGGAUUUAUAUAUAGCUUUGUUUUUAGAGC